Linum tenue is the source of this 732-nucleotide messenger RNA. NCBI's taxonomy places the organism in Eukaryota, Viridiplantae, Streptophyta, Magnoliopsida, Malpighiales, Linaceae. The record is from the annotation of a GenBank genome assembly.
AUGAGCCCUUGCCGGAAGCAAUCAAGUCCCUCGUCGUUGACGAGCCGGAGGCAGCGUCACUCUCCGAGCACAAGGGAGCUCAUUGCGAUACUGCGGGCGAGAAUAUGCUCCGCCGGCGGCAUCGUUGUGAAGUUCACCGAGGAGAUCGAGGCACAACCUCAGAUCUCAAACUAUGGGAACGAUGUCAAGCCGGCAGAAGGGAAAUUCGUCUUGGAAAUCGACGCGCAGCCUCAGAUAUCGAAUUACGGUAAUGAUAUCAAGCAAACCGCGGGCAAGUUCAUCAAAGAUAUUGAGGCACAGCCUCAAAUCUCAAACUAUGGAGACGAUACCAAACUGACUGGCAAGUUUGUGAGAGACGUCGAGCCACAACCGCAGAUUUCGAACUAUGGUGACGAGGCGAAGUUGAAGAAGUUUGUUAGAGAUGACAUUGAUUCGCAGCCUCAAAUUUCAAGCUACGGAAGCAAUAUUGCCAGUCCAUCCAAGUUCGUCAAAGAUAUCGAGGCACAACCACAGAUCUCAAACUACGACGCUGAUGUGGUGCGAUCAUCAUCGCCACAAUUUGCAAAAGAUUUCGACGCACAACCUCAAAUCUCAAACUACGAACAUGGUAUCAAGCCAAACAAGCUUGCGAAACGCGUCGAGGUUCACCCUGAAGUCCAUAUCAAGGAUAGUGAAUUGAAAGCCGCUAGCAGAGGUAACUAUGUGAUGGAAGUUAUCAUGAAGACCAAUUGA